Molecule: messenger RNA, 585 nt
Organism: Alternaria burnsii
Lineage: Eukaryota; Fungi; Ascomycota; Dothideomycetes; Pleosporales; Pleosporaceae
Product: isochorismatase hydrolase
Exons: 2
Coding region: 1-585 (194 amino acids)
Source: RefSeq, a predicted model, not a curated record
AUGGCACGCACAGCACUUUUUGUGAUCGACAUACAAGUCGAAUUGGCGCAAAAUGCAACGACCGAGAUACCACACGCGGAGCGAAUUCGAGAAGCCGGAACUAGGAUCCUGCAAAGAGCACGUCAAGCCAUCGACUCGGCUGACAAGCAUGGACGAACACCAGAUUUGGAGAUUGUGUUUGUGCAACAUGAGGAGGUUGCAGAGAAAGGACCUUUGGUGAAAGGGAGCAAACCCUGGGAGCUCGUGUUCAAGCCGCGAUACAAUGACAGAUGGGAAACAUUGGUGUCAAAGAACGUCCGGGAUGCUUUUGAGUCCAACCCGCAACUUGCGGAUCAGCUGAAGAAGGAGGGUGUAGAGACGAUUGUGGCUUUUGGAAUACAGAGCGAAUGCUGUGUGCUUUCGACUUGCAGAGGUGCGUUGGCGGCUGGAUUCAACGUCGUCUUGUUGAGGGAUGCGCACUCUACUUACGACAUUGGUGACAAGCCCGCGGGGGCUAUUGAAGGAGAGGUAGAAUCUCAGCUCGAGAAGGCUGGCGCUGAGAUACUACCUUGGGAUUUAUGGAAGCCAUCAGCUUCAUGUAUAUGA